This is a messenger RNA of Linepithema humile (Argentine ant), 13442 nucleotides long. Lineage: Eukaryota; Metazoa; Arthropoda; Insecta; Hymenoptera; Formicidae. The record is from RefSeq and is a predicted model, not a curated record.
CCGAGAGCCCAAUACGCAGCUCGUCGCGCGUGUCAGUGCGUGUACGUGUGCGCGUAUGGCGGAGAGCGUACAUUGGUGUAUAUAGUGUACGCGAGAGUCGGUGCGCCUCUCGGCACAAAUUGCGAGUAAAAUGGAAGCAGAAUUUCGCUGCGAGGUUGAGGUACGCCGUUGAGAACAGUGAACAUGGGAAGGUCCAAGUUUCCCGGGAAGCCGCCAAAGACGGCUACCAGGAAACGGAUCAAGGUGCUCGGCCAGCCUGAAGCAGCGCAAGGCGAUCCGGUAACCGUCGCCGAAAACAUCUACUACGGACUUUCCCUGUUCAACGAAACGUUCGGUGACAACGAGAAGGAACAUCCACCAUUCCAUGGAUUUAGCACUAAAGAGGCUAAUCUUUCUGCAUCUUACAUAAAGACACAGCAACACGAUGCAGAGAAGAUCACUGAUAAAUUACCCUCUGUUACAAUCAAAAAUCUUGCACCACAGUCUAGCACGAAGAAGAAUACUACUGAUGUUAAAAAUUCUCCCACAAAUACUGAAAAUGGCACAGAGAAGUUUACCGACAUCAAUUCAAAACCAAUUCAAGAUACCACACAACUCGAUACAAACUUGAAUGUCAAGCAUACUGUAAAAAUUCACCGAGCUAAAAAUCGUAAGAAUUGCAAAAACAUGAAAUUUUCGAAUUAUUUAACAAAUCCAGUGCUAAAAUCAGUGAACAACAUCUUGGAUCAACAUCAAAGAACUAGACAGUUACGUAACAGUACUGCCAAAAGAUUGCUUCAAAGGGCAAAAUCAAAUGGAAGUAACACGCGUAAUUUGGUAAUUCAAUCUGGAGAAAAGCCUAGUACUGUGAGAAAAUUUGUUUUACCUGUUCGUAGUGUGCAUUCAUCUAGGGUUAUAAAGCCAAAUAAGAGAUUUAUCGAGGAAUUGGAAGAAAUCUCUACAGAGCAUAGCGAGAAUGAAAUUGGUACACAUGUUAAAAAGGCUAAAUUAAAUUCGGAUAAGCUCGGCAAUCAGGAAUCAAAAUUGAAGGGAGACGCAGUUAACAAAUUAUGUACAAAAUUUAAAGAUAGAGAUGCACGAACCAAGUUGAGAAGAGUCAUUCAGAACGCAGACUCCAAUAACGAGAUUGUAACUCAGCAAAUAAAAGAUGUGGAGAAAUCAGCGAGUUCUGUACAAAACGCACAAAUAUCAAAAAUUAUUCAUAGAGAAGUAAAGAAAUCCCAUACUAUAUCGUGUAAGAAUAAAGUAAGUAGUAUAUCUGACAACUCUAAUAACAAUCAGGAAUACUUACAGAAUUUGAGUAGAACAGCACAAACUGCGAAAUCAAUAGUUCUCAGAAAUCAGAAGCAGAUUUCUAUUCCUACAAAAGUUCUUCCCGAUUCCAAUGUUCCAAACUUUGAGUCUUCCAGAGUUCAGACGAGAUCAGGAACUCAAAAUGAAAUAGUGAACGAUUUAAAUAAUCCAGCGAGCUUUGAAAGUGGUGCAGGAUCGAUGGAAGGUAGCUGUAUGAAAACUGAAGAUCACCCCGAAAAUGGUAGUAGAACUACGAUUAGCGCGUUGAAGAAUCUUGAUGCGGAAAACAAUUUAUCUGAAAGCGAAACCGAGCAUAGCAAUCAAUCGGAAAGCGAGCAGUCUGAAUUCAGUGGAGCAAAGCUCAAUGGUGGAAAAGUUAUAUUGAGGAAAGCGAGGUUAAAGUUGGACAACAAAUGCUUAAGUGGAACGGAAGGACCAUUUUCAACGACCACCAGUAAUACCAUGGGAGGAGGUACUAAUUUAGGAUUAACAGGAACUAUAAAAUGCGGUGUUUGCGGUGCGGUGAGAUUUUAUCGAUUUGUCAAACAGGCGCGCAAGUUUGGCAUUCACAGUUGCGAAUCUUGCCGGAAGUUUAUAAGCAAGAUGAUCAAACGUCAGGCUUGCGCUAAAUCCUCAAACAAUGUUCUUCCCAUUCUUCAAUGUCAUAAAGGUGACGGUUUAUGUUUAGUUCCACCUGUCGUAAGGAGCCAGCAGUGGAAUCUCAUGAGAUGCGUUUAUAAAGCCAGAUGUCCGGCGUGUUGGUUGAAAAUGUGUUUGAAAUGUUAUAACAUUCCGCCUGCCUUGAGGACAGGUUUGAAUGCGUUAUUACCACCGUUAAUGAGAGAUCCUUUAAGCAUUUCCUUACCGCUCGAUCAAGAAGAAGACGAUCAAGGACAAAAGUUGGGUUCGUGUAAACUCAGCUGGCCCGCGGAGGACAGCUCGGAGAGGAAUUUAUUCAAGUCGGCCAUGAGUUGGAGAAACCUCGAAAUGGGACAGAAGACGAUUUGUCAGGGUACCGGAGGCUUUUUCUAUACAAAGAUAGACAAAUUUGAUUCCUCGAUGAGCAUAUCGCCCAACAAAAAGCGGAGAAAAAAUAAUAGGAUUAAAGUGAGAAAGAAAAUUAAAAAUCCAGUUCUUGUCUCGUCGUCAACCGGUAGUCAAUGCGCGCAACCGCUUAGGCAGAGGCUCGAAUUGAAAGGACCAAGAGUCAAGCACGUUUGUCGAAGUGCCAGUGUUGCUCUUGGACAACCUAUUGCAACUUUUCCGAAUGCAGAUGUAAAAGAAGACAACGAACACGGCAAAAACAUUCCAAAUAUGGCAAAGGAAAUUGAGAAAAUGGAAAAAAGGAACGAAGUUACGAAAGAAAAAGACAUGCAAAAACAUAACGAAGAUAAUUCAAAUACUAACGUUAACGCAACACAAUCUCAUCCGAGAAGAGGAAAGCCGCAACACAGUGUGUCAACAUCGCAUUUUUCAGUGAUGUCUAAGGCAGCUACGGAUACCUUAUAUACAAUUUCCAUAGAUUUCUGGGAACAGUAUGAUCCUUCGGAAGUUGGAGCAAAGGGUUUCGCUCUUAUUGGUUCCGAACUAUUUCACAUAUCUGCUAUUUGCUAUUUGUGUGGAAGCGCUGGUAAAGAGCCACUGAUCCACUGUCAGUGCUGUUGUGAGCCGUACCACGCCUUCUGUUUGGAACCAAGUGAAUGGAACGCUUGUGCACAAGCAAACUGGUGUUGUCCCCGAUGUACGAUAUGUCAGUCCUGCCAUCUUAGAUCUGGUCCAAAAUUGUCCUGCAUUCGUUGUCGCCAGUCGUUUCAUCAUUCGUGUUUAUCGAAGUCUGGCGUUAGCUCGAGAUUGUACAGUCCCGAUCGACCCUAUGUUUGUCAGAGCUGUGUUAAGUGUAAGAGCUGCGGUAGCGAAGGCGUCAAUGUUCACGUGGGCAAUUUGCCCCUGUGCUCCAUGUGCUUUAAGUUGAGGCAGCAGGGAAACUAUUGCCCUUUGUGUCAGAGAUGUUACAACGAAAACGAUUUUGACACGAAGAUGAUGGAAUGUAGCGAAUGUUCAUGCUGGGUGCAUGCCCGUUGCGAAGGCCUCUCCGACGAGCGUUACCAAAUACUUAGUUACCUGCCCGAUUCAAUUGAGUUCACAUGCAGCCAAUGCUCUUCCAAUCCAAACUCUAUUUGGAGAAAUGCCAUAGAAGCGGAGCUGAAGGCGGGUUUCAUCGGCGUGAUAAAAUCUCUGAGCAAAAAUCGCAAAAUCUGCAUGGCUCUCAAAUGGAGUCCCAGGAAGGAAUGUCUCUGCAGGCCAAUUUCAAGCGUGAGGAAACUCGAGUUUCCCGAAGAUAAGAGUGAAACGAAGGAAAACGAGGAGUCGGAGGAGUGCAACACCGACAAAUUCGCAGACACGGAUUCGAGUUCGAGUACCAAUUGCAAAGAUGGCGGUAUAAAUAAGCCCGAGGUUUUGGAGGAAUGUUCGACAGACGGUUCCAGCAGGAAAGGUCUACGACGACUGCGACAAAAGUUUCAUCUGAGAGAAUGCUCCGUCAGAGUGAAAAAUUGUAUCCCGAAGGACUGUCAAGACGAGCGAGAGAGAAAAGAUUGGACGAACCAGGAGUCGUCGUUGAUUCCUUCGAACGACACGGAAUGCCACUGUUCCGAGCAGCAGAUCAUCGCGAGACCUUCGCCCACUUUAAUGUCCGUGAAACGAAAGGUGAACGGUAACGAGUACAAAUCGCUGUCGCAGUUUCACUGCGACAUGGAGCACGUAAUUAAUCGCGCCGGUUCGAAAGAUCUGACGGAAACUUACCACGGUAUUCUGCAAGAAGUUUUUCCCUGGUUUACUCCCAACAGCUACAAGUGUAACGACAACAAUGACAACGCGACAACGCCUUCGAAGGACGUGUGCAAGAGUACUGCUCUGAUCAAAUUUGACGAUCCCAUCCUGGAGGCGUGGAAAGAGGAGGUGACGAAAGCGCCGAAAGCGAUCGCGGCGAAAACGGCGAAUUUGUACAAUAUCCAUAUCGAGGACAGCAGAUCGUGUUGCUUGUGCAAGGGCUUGGGCGACGGGCAGGAGACAAAGGAGGGUAGGCUGUUGUACUGCGGGCAGAACGAAUGGCUGCAUGCGAAUUGCGCGUUAUGGUCGAACGAGGUAUUCGAGGAGAUAGACGGCUCGCUGCAGAACGUUCACGGUGCGAUUUCGAGGGGCCGUUUGAUCCGCUGCACCGAGUGCGGGAAAAAGGGCGCGAGCAUCGGCUGCUGCGCGAGGAACUGCAGCAACACCUUCCACUUUUCGUGCGCGAGGAAUAUCGGGCUCGCCUUCAACGACGACAAAACGGUAUUCUGCGCCUCGCAUGCGAACAAUUAUGCGCACAAGUUUCUGCAGAAUGAAAACGAGUUUAGUCUGAAACGGCCGGUAUACGUGGAGUUGGAUCGUAAGAAAAAGAAAUACGUGGAGCCGAACAAAGUUAAAGUGAUGAUAGGCUCUCUAAUGAUCGACUGUUUGGGGACCAUAAUUCCGGAAUUCUCUGACACGACCGAGAGGAUAAUACCGUGCGAUUACAAGUGUUCCAGACUCUACUGGUCCACAGUGAAUCCUUACAAGAUAGUGCGAUAUUAUAUCAGGACUUACGUGCAAGUUUACAUGCCAGACGUUUCAUCCGACAUGGAAAACAACAUCACCAUCGACCACACGAAGGAGCGGGAGAUGAAAGAAGCGUCGACAGACGCGCAGAGAGUUGAUUAUCUGGCCGUCAAACAAACUCUAGACACGCUCGUCGAUAUCGUGUGCAACAAGGAAGCCGAUGAGAAUCUGGCGGAACAAAAUAAUACAGACCUUUUGCCGCCGGAAUUGAAGGAGGCUAUAUUCGAGGACUUGCCACACGAUCUACUGGACGGGAUCUCGAUGCAGGAUAUUUUUCCGAAAAUGUCGUAUGAGGAUUUUUUAGCCAUGGAUUUGAAGAACGACGGCUCGUUCACCGCAGAUUUGUUCAAAGACGACAUGCUGCCAUCGGAAAUCGAAGAGGUGAUGAAGCCAUCGGAAAACAAAAUUUCCAAGAUGGAUCCGUCUUUGUUGGAACUGGGCUCGCAUAACGAUCUUUGGGUGCGACUGGAGGCAAAGACCGCGGUUCAAGACCUCAUGGAUGAUCUGUUCAACUCGAAGAGUCAGAAGCGCGGCGGCCGGGAGCUAAAACGAUCCAAGUCCGAAGUGAUGUCGAACAAUCCGUUGAUUGUUGGUGGCCACCAGCGACACCAUCAGCGCUCUUGCAGCCUCACCUGGAGCUGCAAACUCGACAAUACUUACGGCCCUAACAUAAAGAGACGGAAAUUACCGCGAAAUCCAUCCAGCACCAAGUCGAGCGAAACGGUGCUGGUUCUGGAAAACGCGCAAAACGAGCGCACGUCCAUGUUUCACGAACUGAGGAUUCCGGAGAGUAUCAUGGUCACUGUCGGCCGAGGAAAUACAUCCAAUAUAUUAUCCGACUCUGUACGCGAAUUGAAGUACUGCAUCGAGGAUUCCGCCGGAUUGAAUCGCCGCAUGUUGCCAGUCAGGGACGAGACGAAGGAGCAGAAGAGAUUAUUCUGGCACCCGAGGCAGCAGCAGCCGCGUAUAGUGCAGGUCGACGGGCCGGCUGAUGCUAAUAGCGCGAGUGAGUGCAGUUCGCCAGAGUACAACGCCGAGGAGAAGAGCGCGGGUCCGCGCGCAUUCGAAUCGUUGUCCAUCCCGCAAUUGGACGGCAUCACCGACGAGCAUUCGUCCGACGCGAGCGAGCUGAGCGCGGAGAAGGAUUUUAACUUGCGGGCCACGAGUUUUCUACACUCGAAGCGUAUUUUCAGCUUCAUCAAGUCGAAGGUUUCGAAUGCGAACGACGCGUCGCAAAAGGAGAAGAAGGGCGGCAACGAUAAUCUCGUGACCGCCUCCCUUCCCAGAUGCAGCUUGCGCAAAGUGGAAGCUUUGUUCAAGGAGAAGAGCGUCAAGCUGAUGAACCUGGAGAUCAUCCCCCAAGUGGACGGCGCGGGUGACGUCUCGAGCGACGACGAGUGCGUCUCGUCGCAACACGCGGCGGCGCACGAGAGAAUGAUUCACGCCGCGUACGAGCCGCCGUUCGAGCACAUCGAUCGACCCGUCACCUGCAAAAGGUGUUGCUGCACCUACCGCACUCAGGACAGUUACAACCGCCACCUGGCCAACUGCGACAUCAUGAUCACCAGCGACAGCGACUCGGAGACGAUGGACAACAAGCUCGCUUCGCCGGAGUCGAGAUUCUCGCCGAGCGUGGCGUCGCCGCAGUUCAUCACGCUCUCACCCUCCGAAGGUCACACCCUAUCCCACACCGAUUACACGGACAUCCAAGCGACAUCGCCCAUCGAGGCGUCCGUGCCGUCGCCGCAUCCGAGCAUCCAAAUCGAGCCGAUCGCUCAGGCGAUCAUCACGCCGCAAAUUCACACGGCGCACGCCACGGUCGAAACGGUGCAUCAAACAGUAUUAACAUCCAACGACGUGAUCGUUCAAACUCAGUACACGCGCAGAACCACCACCCUACCGAAUCCAGCAGUAUUACCACCUCCUCAGGAGAGCACCGUGCGGAUAACGGAGAUCACGGAUCCGCCGUCUAUUUCCAACGAUUCCAACGUCACGCACGGUGUAGUGAAUACGCCGAUGAGCUCGCCGGACAGCACGAGCUCGCAGACCGUUCCCAGCCCGGAGAUGUCGCCCACUUUCUCGUCCACCGGUGUGCAGACCGCGCACGAAUCGUCGCAUUCGAACGUGCAGAUCGCCCGAGCGACCAUCAAAACGAAGAAUCCACGGGUGACGAAACCCAGGACGAAAAACAUCAAGUCGCAGCAACAUAUCAUGAGGAACGUGAUGCAGACGCCGCACAACACCGCGCACGCCAGGUUUCAGCCCGCGGCGAUACAGAGCGGCCCGCCGGUUAUCCAGCUGCAGCAGACCGCCCAGAGGCCGACGGUGAUACUUCAGCAGGUGGCGUCGCCGGGAAUCGUGUCCGCUUAUGUGGAAACGCUGCAGCAACAGUCCGGCCAGAACUUGCAGUACAUCGCGACAAUCGGCGGUGGACAGCACGAGACCGGUAUGCUGAAGCCGCAAUUGAUCGCCGCGAAUCCUCUGGUGCCGGGCACCUAUAUACAAGCGCCGUCCGCCGACAAUCUGCUAGCAUUGCCGAAUGGUGGUAUUUCGAUAUUGCCGAGCGUGCAAAUCGCGCAGACACAACCAACGGUACUGGGCACUAUCAUUCAGCAGCAACCAGGAGCGAUUCAGUGCGGUGUCAUCUCAUCCGAACAGUUGUUGCUGAGUUCCACGCCCACGCUGGAGAUGUUCGCCGAUCCGACGGGCGGUAUGUUCGUGUCGAACCAGCCGAUGUACUACGGUCUGGAAACGAUCGUCAGCAACACGGUGAUGUCGUCCAGCCAGUUUAUGACGGGCGCGGUGCCGCAGGUAUUGGCGAGCAGCUAUCAGACAACGACGCAGGUGUUUCAAGCGUCCAAAUUGAUGGAGCCUAUCGUCGACGUGCAGGCCGUGUCGAGUGUGCCGACGGUGACGGCGGUGCAGGCUAUGCAGAACGUAUCGGGCGUGCAGAAUGUACCCGGCGUGCCUAAUAUAGCCGGCGUGGCGAGUAUGCCGGCUGUAAACGGCGUGUCCAACGUGCCGGCAGUGCCUGGCGGUUACGUGGUGGUGAAUCAACCGGCGCCACCUCCGCCGCCACCGCCGCCACCGCCACCAGCAGCACCAGCGCCGGCGACAAUAUUGGCGUCAGCUCUGGCGACGAUAUCAGCGCCGACGUUGGGGCCGACACCGCCGAGAUCAACGCUACCGCCGGUACUGUCAGCGGUGGAUCCAAUCGCGACAACGUCACACAUGAAGAUGUCCGCACCGCGUCAAGAGCAGGCUUUUAACGGCAUCGCGUGCAACGGUGCAACCGCAUCGUUGAUACCGUGUCGAAACGCGACCAUGGAACAAUCGUCGAUACAAGUAGCCGACAUAAGCCCGUCGAAUGUUUGCGGCACUACCAUCGCCACGACAUUAACGAGCGUGACGUCGCCGCCGCCGCCGCCGCCGCCGCCGCCGUUACCGCAUGCCGUGAUGCCGACGAUACCCCGCGUCGCCGUGCGACCUAGUCCGGCUGCGCAUUCAGUCGCACAGAUAAAUCACGGAACUACAUGGAAGAUCACCGAGACGCUGUUCGGCGCGGAGCAAUCGAUGAGCAACAGCGUGCGGCCGUACUUCGAUUCGAAGCACGUGUCGGAAAACACCAGCAUGAUCAAAUCCAGCAUAUCAUCGUCCAAGAUACCGCCCCUACCGAAUCACUAUGUCGCGCAGAGAAACUUAGUUGUAAAUAACAAACCGAACCACGAUGUAAAUAGUGUGCAUAAAAGCUACAGCAGCGGUGCCGUACCUAAUCCCAACUGUGUAAACUUGAGCGGCAACAAUCCGGUCGUCAACGCCAACUGCAACUCCUCGCAGAACAAAAUCUCGAUGGCGAUGAGCAAUGGCGUGCCGACCAGUCGACCGAUGAACAGGGUCUUACCGAUGCAAGCGGUCACACCGAAACAAGAUCCGGCGAAGAAGGACGACUUGACGAUCGAGGAACCAACGAAACCGAUGAUCAAGCCGGCCGAACCGGAAGUCGCGGAAUCGAAGAAAGAGAUCGUCGAGGAGAUUGUUCCGAUCAACAAAUCUGAGGCUGCGCUCAACAACAUUCUUAGCGACAGCAUCAAGUUGAAUCAGGAGACUAUCGAGAAGGUGAAAGAGAAUCUCAAACUGGAGCUUGACAAGGAAAAGCUCCAGAACACGUCGUUAAAAAUCGUGCUGCAGAAACAGCUGCAAGAUGGCUCUUACAAGAUUACGCGCAACAUGAAGGCAAUCACUCAGAGCAAGAAAGUGCCGCAGGUGACGUCCGUGGAGAUACUUCCAUCGAAGCAGGUACCACAGAUCGCAUCGCUGCAAUUACUGCCGAUCAAAACGUUCACGCUCAAAACGAACAAAAUUGAGGACAAGGUGAAGCCCAUAGACACGAAGAUGAACAUACUUAAGACAAAGGCACCGCCGGUGGCCGUCAAGAAACCUAGAAUAAUCGCGAAAUCGAUCAGACCGAUGAGGAACGGCCCGCAACAGAAUUCACAGCAGAUACAGAAGAAUUGCGCGAAGGGACCGAUUUUGAUGUACGAAAUUAAGUCGCAGGACGGUUUUACUCAUACCGCCUCGUCUAUGGCCGAGGUCUGGGAGACGGUGUUCGAGGCGGUGCAGAACGCUCGCAGGGCCCACAAUUUGCCGCCUCUGCCGCACAAUCCCCUGUCCGAGGGUCUCGGUCUCGAGAAUAACGCGACCAUUUAUCUGGUCGAGCAGCUGCCGGGUCUCAACAGGUGCAGCAAGUACAAACCCCGAUUCCACACUCCAAGACCGCCGAAACCUGGCGAGAUCGAAAACGAAUUGCCGGCAGCGUGCGACAACGGGGCAGCUCGAGCGGAGCCCUUCAAAGGCAGGAAAGUGCACGACAUGUUCAGUUGGCUGGCGUCACGGCACAGACAGCAGCCGAAAGUGAUCACCAUAUCGGAAGCGGAAUCCAGGCGUGUCGCAAGUACUAAUUUGCCCAUGGCGAUGCGCUUUAGAAUACUUAAAGAAACAUCAAAGGAAUCUGUUGGCGUGUACCAUUCUCACAUUCAUGGUAGAGGACUAUUUUGCUUGAGGGAUAUCGAAGCUGGUGAAAUGGUCAUUGAAUAUGCUGGCGAAGUUAUUCGAUCUUCCUUGACCGACAAGAGAGAAAAAUAUUACGACAGCAAGAAUAUAGGUUGUUACAUGUUUAAAAUCGACGAUCACCUGGUUGUUGAUGCUACGAUGAAAGGAAAUGCAGCUAGAUUUAUCAAUCACUCAUGUGAGCCAAACUGUUACUCACGAGUAGUUGAUAUUCUGGGUAAGAAGCAUAUACUGAUUUUUGCUCUUCGCCGCAUUACUCAGGGGGAAGAGUUGACGUACGAUUACAAAUUCCCAUUUGAGGAUAUCAAGAUCCCUUGUACUUGCGGUUCCCGCAGAUGUCGCAAAUACCUCAAUUGAGACUGCGUAUAUACAGCUUAUCCUAAGCAGCCGACCGACACAGAGAUAAAAUAUGUGCUAUAAUUGCGAGCGCGCGCUUUCGAAUAGGAUUCGUUUUAUUGAACGUUGUUCAUUUUACUCAUCAUCAAACUAUUUUCAGAGAUUGCAGCUUUUUAUUACUAUAAAUGAACAUAGAUUAUACAUUUUAAAUAUUAGAAGGCCAGAUAUAAUACGCAAAGCACAGCAAUUACAGCAAUGUUGCUUUAGACAGCUACGUUCGUGUAGUUGAUUUAAUGGGGUAUGUGUGUGUAUGUGCGUACACACAUACACACUCAUAUCCAUAUAUAUAAAAAUAAAUAUAUAUAUAUAUAUAUAUUAUAUAUAUAUAUAUAUACACAUACACACAUACACACACAUACGUAUACCUAUAGCAAUAAACAAUUCGAGUAUAUCCCGCUUUCGUACCCGACAAAGUCGCGCGUACCGACGCGUUUCAGACUUUUGAAAGUUACUUUACACACGCCUGUGCUUUCUUGCACGAUUUUUAGACUCUAUCAUUAUUACUAUUGAGGCUUAAGUGUACAAGUUAUCUUACACUUUACACUAAAUACGAGCACUCUUUAGUUCUUGGCCAUAAUCCUUACGUAUUCUGUGUGAUAAAGUAUCCUGACAGUUUUAUUGACUUCCUCUUAAACGAACAAUAUCGAGAUGAAAGUGUCGUGCGAGAAUAUGACGGAAAAAAAAUGGAGUUUCGAUCAUUGCAGCUUUCGGAAAUACAAUUUUGUGUUUCUAGUGUCACAAAAUAAGAUUGGCGCAUAAGCCAUGUACAAUGCAAAGAAAUCUUACGAAACAAGUGAAUAUGACACAUGGCAAUUGUGCAUUUCAAUAAUUUAUGUAAAUUUUUAAUUUGGUGUACAGUGUAUGAUUAACUUUGCGACAUUUCAUGUCUGCUGUAGGGCCAGAUAAUUCAAAUGUUUUUGUAAAAUAUGUAAUUGUUAGAUUAGAUAUAUAUCAUCUUUGAUGUAAGUACAGCAAACAGUUUUAACUUAAGUUAGGAAUGUAGAUAUUAAGGAGAGAGAUAGAGAAUGGCAAGCGAGAACAGUCUCCUGGACUGCAGGACAUUGUUCAAAGGUAUACCAACUUUGGCAGAUAUUGAUUUUAUACUUUAUCAUUUCUAUGACAUCAUGUGUGAAAGGAUAACAAUCCGCUUUUCAGAUAAUCAAUUUCUAAAGCUAUUUACCCAUGAACUUUAUUCAGAUUAAAAACGGCACAAGUUUGAUUUUUUUGCUCUUACAAUUUUUAGAUAUUACACUUACAUGUUUGUGCUUCCAUCUUGUUAUAUUGCGUCCAUAUUGGAGGAUGAUUGACUUUAUUAUUUGAAUUCUGAGCUCGCAACAAGACACAUUUGAUUCGACGAAUAUUCAAUUAACGAGGGGUUAACAAUUUUUCAUGCUUUCACAAAAAUAACUUCUCUAUCGGAGAAGUCAGUUUAUUUGUCCAGUUCGAUGAAGAUUACAUUGUAUUGUUUGAGGUAAACAUCUCCGGGAAUACUCCCAGUAAACGUUUGUGAUACUUUCUCAUAAUGGGACACAUUAGAGAUGUUUUUAUAAGAUGUUUAUAUAUUUUACAUUUAUAUGGCUAUAGAUAUACAUAUAUCACGUAUUCUAUACCAAUAUCCUUCUACGAAGUAAAGUUUUGCCUUACUUUUAAUGUACCUACGCUUUUACCCGGUGAUAGAUUUAGAUAUAUAUUUAAUGCAAAUGAUAUUUUAUAUUCGAAACUAACACAACCGCAACGGGCAUAACGCACGGCAUAGCCCUCUAAGAUGAUGCGUAAUUAGCGUAAUCAAUCAAUUUCUGCCGAGGUGGUAGUCCCUUAAAUUUUGGUGCUCCAUGGACACCGUUAAGUGCACUUUUCAUGAAAAAAAUGGCCUAGAGUAAGAGAUAGUAGGUUGCAGUACGGAAGUGUUUGAUAAUAAUAAGAAAUGCGUUAUACGAAGAAUAUUGAUCGCGAAUUAUUUAAAGAGGUAAUAUAAAGAAGUGAAAUGACGGCGGGAGUAUUAUUUGGGCACGUGAAAUGAUGUCAAACGUGCUACGAUUUUCAAUCGGCCUGGUUUGGUACAAAGUGUGUAUGCUGAGUUGUAAAAAGUUAUAAAAACGAGGGAUAACGGAAACUUGUUCUGGUCACGUGAAAUUGCCAUUUUAUAGGUAUUUUGUGAAUCUUUUUUUAAUAUUAUGAUUAUGGAUAAUUAAUAAUUAUUAUUGGAAAGAUAAAUAUUGUUAAUAUAAUGAUAAUUAAUUUUAAUCUGUACAUGAAAAAUAAUACGACUAGUAAGGAUGGUAACUUACUUGAAAAUAUAAUUAACAAUGUUAGAUAUUUUAUUGAUAUUUAUUGAUUACGAACGGCGGGUAUUAAGGUUGACGAAAAAAAAGUACUAACGUAAACUGAACGAUUUAGGACCGGUGCACGUACGGUGGUCACACUGUUGAAUAUAAACAUAAAGAUCAAGUUCUUUCUUUUUUUCCCAGCGAACAAGUAAAUAUGUAUCUUUCAUUCAGCCUCUUGAUCGUUACACUAAGAAUAUCACGAUUAUUUCGAGCUUUACAACGUGUUGAAGCGCUUUGUAGAGCAUUGCAUACUAUGUAAUUCGAUUUUUACAUCGCUACGUAUUAUAAUUGUAAGCUGUAGGCUACCAAUAGAAAUCAUUGUCCGAUUAUCAGUUCUACAUUCUUGAGCGGACUUCAACUUUCUCGGUACACAUAUUGUCCACUCUCUUCACAUCGUUUGUAUCGCCAACAUUUUUUUCUAACGUACCCACGCAAGUCCGGCGGAAGAGUACGGAAUAGUUUGAGCGUGCGUUUGCGACGGGACACGCGAGAAGCGAGAAAGAGAAAGAAGGGAAGAAAUUCGAUUUAUCUCCUGAUAAUUCUUGCCUGGUUUCGAACGAGAGUGUCUGUUUGCUUUUUUUUCGAACGUACUCUGUGUCUUUUUCAAUUAUUCUAUAAACUACGUGGAGAGUGCGUACGAGUCUCCUUAGUAUUACACAUCCAGCCUUCAUUAUCAUUAUUAUUAUCGCUAUUAAUUGUAAUCUACAUGCAUCGUGAAGAAAA